AUGGCGGCCGGACGUUACCCGAAGAAGUUACCCAUGUAUACAUACCGGAAAGGAUGCCACAAGGAGAUCGUGGUCUUCUCCGUGGGUACGCUGGGCAUCAGCACCUUGGUGUGCGCGCUGUACGCCUUCAUCUUCAUGGGCACCAACACUCUGAAGAACAGCCUGAUCUUCGGCAUACUCCUGUGCUCUAACGAGCGGUUUCCCAUGGCCGACAAGCUGUUCGAAGAAGGUCGCUACCCGAUCCUCACGACGAUGCUGCAGGCAGAGUCCGCACUCAACAACAUCUUCGUCUGGUCCGUUCUUGGUUACGUCGACGACAGAUUGAGCGGAAGGAGCGACAUCUGGACGCUGCUGAAGCACCUGGUUCUGAAGCACGCGGUAGGCCUGGUGUUCGGCGUCGCGAUGGGCACCCUGGCCAUUCGGUCCCUUCGCCUGGCGCCGCAGAGCCAGAGCAGCAACACCAUCCUCCUGGUGGUCCUCACCUACGUGACCUUCUGCACCCUCGAGUGGUCCGGUAGCUCGGGCGUCGAUGGCGUGGUGGCUUUUACGCUGAUGACCAACUCGAACCGCCUUGUGGCCUGUACCGAACUCGAGGGCCUGCUGCAGAAGUACUGGUCUGCCAUCUACGACGUGUCGGGCUUCAUGUCCCUCUUUAUGACGUCACUGUACACGGGCGAGCUGCUCUUCAUAUUCUUCCAGAAGGAAGAGCUUAAGUACGCCAUCUGGUCGUACUGCAUGCGCACGUUGGUGCGCUUCUUCGCCGUGGCGGCGCUCUUUCCAAUCAUCGAGCAGUUCGGCUACCCGGUGUCCUGGAGGCAGGCAGUCGUCACCGUCUGGAUGGGGCUUAAGGGACCUCUGAACAUCACCGUUGUGACCUACUACUACCACCGGCAGGCGACCACCAACGUGGACUUCGUCGCCAAGACAUUCCUCAACAUGGUUUGCGACACCUUUCUCACUCAGCUGAUAAACCUCACCUUUCUGGAGUCUGUUUUUAGGAUAUUUGGCGUGCUGGAAGUGUCCGAGAUCGAGCAGCGGACCAUGUCGAGCGCCGUGACGUACCUCCGUGACCACGUGCUCCUGUCCAGCUGGCACCAGAAGAUGGACUCGUACUUCCUGCCUGUCGACUGGAGCUGGGUGCUACGACACAUCCUCAUCGAAAACCCCUUUGCGGUCAAACGCACACCUUGGGUACGCUUGGAUUAACGUCGCAAGCCGUUGCAGUCUCAGUCGCAAUUCAAACGGAAGGCGGAGCACUUCGCCGUCGAAAACGUCCUGAGAAUCGAGCAGGUCAGCUAUUCGAGACAAUACCGGGAAGGAAUGAUUCAGAAAAGCACCAUGAUGACGCUCCUGGCCGCACUUCAAUACCCGUUCGACAAGAAAGUGUACCUGGAUGCCGACACGAUCGAAUCGCUCAUUGAAAUCCCCGAAUGGAUCAAGUGGACAAAAGAGCGGCUGUCGGUGUCCAACUUCGGUGAGGACCUGAUGGACGAAACCGAGUCCUUCCAGAGUCAGCUGGAGCGCAACCUGAACGAGCGUAUCAUCGAGCUAUUCGAGCACCCGUACUACGAGCUGGUGAUCACCAGCAGCACGCUCACCUUCCUCGCCUGUCUGCUGGGCACCGCGCUCAACGUCAGGCUCGCCCACGCCAUGCGGUUCGAGCGCAUCCUCGUGCUCCAGGGAACCUACAUUGCCCUGUUCGGCGCCGAAAUAACCUGCAUGGUAACGGCGUACGGCCACCGCUUCGUCCGCCUGGACAACUACAACAAGCUAGACUUGAUUGUGGUGGCCAUGUGCAUCUUCCAGUUCGUCGUUCAGCUAGCCAUGUACCUGACGAACCUUGAAGUGGCCUAUCAGACGGUGCUGGCGGGCACCUUCAUUUUGGUCAUGGCCGUCAGGCUUGUGCAUGCCGUAAAGUACUUAGAGCUGGUCCAGAACUGGCUGCUGAACUUGCUGCACAAGUACCUGGACAAGACCAUCUACGCGGCGUACGAGACCGGCCUCGCCAUCAUCACGGGCGAAGAGGAGGUGCAGCAAAACGUCUGGAAGUACGUGCGCUCUCCCCAGCUGGCGCUGGAUACGCGCAGCCGCGCCACCAACAAUCGGCUCCUGGUGCUCCGCAAACUGGUGGAGAUUCAGUCCCGCUUCCCUGGCAUUGCGGUGGCCUUCAAAAGUCGCCAGGCCGGGCAGACGAUCCUCAACGACGUUUCGGUGCACCUGUCCGACAUUCAGCGCGACGGCUUCUUCAGCGAAGAACAGCACCGCGACCUGCACCAGAUGCUCAAGGACCAGAUGAUGGGCAUCAUCUGCGCGCCCAACAGCCUGCCUGCCAGCUACAAGCCCAUCGCUGUGCUCCGCGUCAUUCCGUGGAUCGCGACCGACAGCGUGCGCCAGUUCAUUGCGAUGCAGCUGCGGCCGGUAGCCUUCGCUGCCCAAGAAGUUAUCGUGGAGAGGGGCUGCGAAACUCCCAUAAUUGUCACCUACUCGGGCAUUAUCAAGAUCGAGGGCGACGUGGAGUACCGGGAAGACGGCGCACUGCCCAACUCCUCGUCGACGCUGUUCUUCUUCAGCGACGAAUACUUCGAGGACUACAUGGGGGCUCCGGUCACCCUAGGCGCCUUGGGCCUGAUCAGCGACGAGCCGUCCGUCACGCGUGUUACCACUGAAACGGCCGUCAACGCGUACAUCAUCCCGAGAAGCCGCGUGACCGAAGCCAUCAGACUAUUCAAGGAGCCUCCGAGUUUUUUGUACCAGAUCUGGUACUAUAUUGCCAAUAUAUUCGGCGUUCUCAUUCUACAAUCGCAACCAAAAUACCAGACAUGGCCCAUGGAAAAGAUCAAGCUUCGGCUGCAAUCCUUUCUUCUCCCGGACCUGUUGAGUGCGCACGAUUUUCUUCGGAGCCCCGACGUCGAAGACAUCCUCCUUGUGCAGGGCACGCUGGUAGACGUGAACAGCGGCGACCUGUACGUGGCGCCCGCCUACAUUCCGCGCACCGUUAAGAGGUUCAUCUUCCCGGGUGAAUUUGCAAGUCGGCCUAGACCCGUGAUUGUGGUGGUGGCCAACAAGCAGUACAAGCUGCCUCUCGAGUUCGACUGGCUCAAGAAGGUUCCCUCCGAGGACGAGCGAAGCGCCGAGAUGGAGGCCAGCCGACAGGUGAGCCCGGGAAACCCAGCAUUCUAA
This is a messenger RNA of Ixodes scapularis (black-legged tick), 3180 nucleotides long. Its product is annotated as sodium/hydrogen exchanger 11-like. Gene Ontology annotation, biological process: proton transmembrane transport. The record is from RefSeq and is a predicted model, not a curated record. NCBI's taxonomy places the organism in Eukaryota, Metazoa, Arthropoda, Arachnida, Ixodida, Ixodidae. The transcript is spliced from 17 exons. Gene Ontology annotation, cellular component: membrane. Gene Ontology annotation, molecular function: antiporter activity.